CAAAUGGCAACAUUGUGGCGAUUCUGAAGCUCAGAGUUUAGGAGACGCGUCUCUCCUCCAGGCCGGCUCCGAGCGGUCGGAAAGAGGAGUAGAAGAAGGAGGGGCGGGGAGAUCGGCCUGAGAGAGCGGCGGAGACGCAGAAGUCGCCGGCCCUGAUCGCCUACCCGCCUGCCUGGCCCCGCAGGACCCGCGCCUCACCUUCAGAGAGCCGAAAACGCAGCACCGCGGCCUCGCGCUGGGGGCGGCCGGGUUGGACGCUAGACGCUGCAGCAGCGCUGGGCUUGUAAACAGAUCCAGCCGCACGUGACCAUGUGAACUACCUGCUCCGGGGACGCGUAUUGUCUUUCCCGCUAGCCUCGCCACAAAGGAGCGCGGCGGGUUCGAGUGCUGUGGGCCGGGCGAGCAAGCGGGGAGAGCCGGCUGGCGCGCUAAGAUGGCCGAAGGCGCCCAGCGAGGGUGAGCAGGGGGCGCGGUGCAGCCAGCCGGUGAGUCUUCGGGCGGGCAGGGCCAUCGGCGCCUCCCCCGCGGCCUGGCACCCGAGCCACCAUGUCUUUCGCGCUGGAGGAGACGCUCGAGUCGGACUGGGUGGCCGUGCGACCGCAUGUGUUCGACGAGCGUGAGAAGCACAAGUUCGUCUUCAUUGUGGCCUGGAACGAGAUUGAGGGCAAGUUUGCCAUAACCUGCCAUAACCGGACAGCCCAGAGGCAGAGGAGCGGCUCCCGGGAGCAGGCGGGGGCGCGAGUGGGCGCGGAGCCCGGAGCAUCCGCGUCGGACGGGACCCGCGGGCCGGGCAGCCCAGCUGGCAAGGGCCGGUCCGAGGCCACUACCUCUGCGAUUCAGGGGAAGAGCCCAGGACCCCGGAGGAGCCCGGCCUGGGCGGAGGGCGGCUCUCCGCGGAGCGCGCGCAGCCUUCGGGGGGACCCGCUACUGCGGAGUCCGACCGGCAAAGCGGCGGAGAGCCCGCUCAGGAGCCCAGGGCGGGCCAAGACCAGCCCAGUUCGAAAGGGGUCUGAAGGCAGAGAUGUGGCAGGGGCCGCCCCUCCUGCGCCCCGAGAGGCCCCGGUGUCCUCCGUGCGUGUAGUGAGCGCCUGCGGGGCCGUCUCCGAGGAGAUCGAGGUGCUGGAAAUGGUGAGGGAGGACGAGGUGGCCCCGGGGGCCCUGGCUGUCUCGGACGCGGAGCAGCCGCCGCCCACCGCCGAGCUGGAGUCCCCGGCGGAGGAGUGUAGUUGGGCCGGGCUCUUCUCCUUCCAGGAUUUGCGUGCUGUGCACCAGCAGCUGUGUUCUGUGAACUCGCAGCUGGAGCAGUGCCUGCCUGUAUUCCCCGAGGAGCCCUCUGGCAUGUGGACCGUGCUGUUCGGGGGCGCCCCGGAGAUGACCGAGCAGGAGAUCGACGCUCUGUGUUACCAGCUCCAGGUCUACCUGGGCCACGGCCUGGACACCUGCGGCUGGAAGAUCCUCUCCCAGGUACUUUUCACUGAGACCGACGACCCUGAGGAGUAUUACGAAAGCCUUAGCGAGCUGCGGCAGAAGGGCUACGAAGAAGUGCUUCAGCGGGCCCGGAAGCGCAUCCAGGAGCUGUUGGAUAAGCACAAGAAUACAGAAAGCAUGGUUGAGCUUCUGGACUUGUAUCAAAUGGAGGACGAAGCAUAUAGCAGCCUUGCAGAAGCCACAACUGAACUAUAUCAGUAUUUACUACAGCCGUUCCGAGACAUGAGAGAACUUGCCAUGCUACGGAGACAGCAGAUCAAGAUUUCCAUGGAGAAUGACUAUCUGGGUCCCCGACGAAUUGAAAGUCUACAAAAAGAAGAUGCUGAUUGGCAGCGGAAAGCUCACAUGGCUGUGCUGUCUAUUCAGGAUCUUACUGUCAAAUAUUUUGAAAUAACAGCUAAAGCACAAAAAGCUGUGUACGAUCGAAUGCGAGCAGAUCAGAAGAAAUUUGGUAAAGCAUCAUGGGCAGCAGCUGCAGAACGAAUGGAAAAACUCCAGUAUGCAGUUUCUAAGGAGACUUUGCAGAUGAUGAGAGCAAAAGAGAUCUGUUUGGAACAGAGGAAACAUGCGCUAAAAGAAGAGAUGCAGAGUUUGCAAGGUGGCACAGAAGCAAUAGCCCGAUUGGAUCAGUUAGAAGCUGAUUAUUAUGACCUGCAACUUCAGUUGUAUGAAGUACAGUUUGAAAUCCUGAAGUGUGAAGAGUUACUCUUGACCGCACAACUGGAAAGCAUCAAAAGACUUAUAUCGGAAAAGAGAGAUGAGGUGGUAUAUUAUGACACUUAUGAAAGCAUGGAGGCCAUGCUGGAGAAGGAAGAGCUGGCGGCAUCUGUGCACUUACAGAGAGAAGAGCUGCAGAAACUUCAGCAGAAAGCACGCCAGCUGGAAGCCAGACGGGGCCGAGUUUCAGCCAAGAAAGCCUACCUCAGAAAUAAGAAGGAAAUUUGUAUUGCAAAACACAAUGAAAAGUUCCAACAACGCCUUCGGAGUGAAGAUGAAUACAAGACUCAUCACACAGUACAACUAAAGAGAGAAAAAUUACAUGAUGAAGAAGAAAGAAAAAGUGCCUGGGUUAGCCAAGAGAGACAAAGAACACUGGAUAGACUACGAACUUUUAAACAGAGGUACCCUGGCCAAGUUAUACUUAAAUCAACCAGAUUGCGACUGGCUCAUGCAAGAAGGAGAAGCACAGCCAGUCCUGUGCCCUGUGAUGACCAGUGUGACUCUCCGCCAGGACCGCUACAGGUAGAAGAGAAAAAGGGAAAGGUAGAAGAAGGAAUAGGCAAGCUUGGGUCAUCACAGAACACAGAAGCCCAAAGUCUCGCACAACUUGAAGAUACUUCAUUAGCACAACUUGAAGCCACUUCAUUACCUCUCAGUGGUGUUACCUCUGAAUUGCCUCCCCCUGUUUCUCUUCCACUUUUGAAUAACAUUGACCUUGAACCAGGUUCUGUUACCAUAGACCCAGUCCCCCCACCUCUUCCUCCAACACCGCCUCCCCCACCACCUCCUCCCCCUCCCCCACCGCCACCACCUCUGCCUGUUGCUAAAGACAGCUCCCCAGAGACACUGGAGGAAGGUCUGCCUAGAACAGAGGUAAACGAGAAGAGGAUCCCCAAGUCUGCAAGUGCCCCCUCAGCGCAUCUCUUUGACAGCAGCCAGCUGGUCAGUGCCAGGAAAAAGCUCAAAAAGAUUGCUGAAGGCUUGCAGAGGAGGAGAGUGAGCUCACCCAUGGAUGAGGUGCUAGCUUCCUUGAAGCGUGGUAGUUUUCAUCUGAAAAAGGUUGAACAGCGAACUCUGCCUCCUUUUCCUGAUGAAGAUGAUAGUAAUAAUAUCUUGGCACAAAUAAGGAAGGGGGUGAAAUUGAAGAAGGUACAGAAGGAAGUUUUGAGAGAAUCCUUCACACUUCUGCCUGAUACAGACCCUCUAACACGGAGCAUCCAUGAAGCUCUUAGAAGAAUCAAAGAAGCGUCCCCUGAGUCAGAGGAUGAAGAGGAAGUUUUACCCUGCACAGACUGGGAAAACUAGCAAGUGACUCAACAGAAAGAAAAAUACAGUUGAAGAUCGGUUCUUACUGUUUUGGAAAACAAAAUUUUAAACACGCAAUUUCCCAAUUGGAUUUCAUUAGACGCAAAGUGUAUUGGCUCAGUGGUGUGAAAAAAUGGAGGCACAGUUGGCAAGUUACUGCCUUUCCAGUCAUUCCAGUAGUUGGUGGUGAACAUGAGUUUUAGUUGUGCAGUGCUCCUGAUGCAUUGAAGAGAAGGCCUUCUGGAGAUGCCUGGGUUUUACUUUUAAACCACCUUUCCCUCCUGUCCACCCAUUUACAUCCUUGUAGUGGCCAAUAAACCUAGGGGUCACUCUGAGUUGGAAGAACA
Messenger RNA from Suricata suricatta (meerkat), 3860 nucleotides. It is a transcript of the gene JMY, whose product is annotated as junction mediating and regulatory protein, p53 cofactor. Bases 547 to 3513 code for a protein of 988 amino acids. Gene Ontology annotation, biological process: Arp2/3 complex-mediated actin nucleation; 'de novo' actin filament nucleation; intrinsic apoptotic signaling pathway by p53 class mediator. The record is from RefSeq and is a predicted model, not a curated record. Lineage: Eukaryota; Metazoa; Chordata; Mammalia; Carnivora; Herpestidae. Gene Ontology annotation, cellular component: nucleus; cytoplasm. The transcript is spliced from 11 exons. Gene Ontology annotation, molecular function: Arp2/3 complex binding; actin binding; transcription coactivator activity.